This is a messenger RNA of Lolium perenne, 486 nucleotides long. RefSeq lists its product as uncharacterized. Lineage: Eukaryota; Viridiplantae; Streptophyta; Magnoliopsida; Poales; Poaceae. The record is from RefSeq and is a predicted model, not a curated record.
GGCCCCGUGGUCAAGCUCGUCAUCGAAUUCGACAAGCCCUUGCUUGACUGCCCGCUCUGCUGCUUGCCCUUGAAGCCCCCCGUGUUGCAGUGCCGGGCUAAGCACGCGGCGUGCAGCGGCUGCGCUGCGAGCUGCUCGAACAAGUGCGCGUUCUGCGUCGAUGGCGGCGGCGUGUACGAGCACAUGGCUGGACCCCUACGUCCUGGCGGCCAAGGUCAGGUGCCCCAACGAGGCCUACGGCUGCCGGAGCUCGGUCCCCUACUGCAUGGCCGGCGACCACCAGCUGGUGUGCGCGCACGCGCCCUGCUGCUGCCCGGAGCCCGGCUGCAUCUUCCUUGGCUCGCCGCCGACGCUCCGCGACCACCUCGCCUCGCACCACAAGUGGGUCGUCACACCCAUCACCUGCGGCAAGUGCAUCGUGCUCGAGAUGUAGCCCACGGAGCAGCGUCGCCUGCUGUCCGCCGACGAGGGGGACAACGUCUUCCU